AAGUGCGUCGCGACGCGGCCGCCAGUUUUGUCCCGCUGCCCUAUAGGAUAUCGUCGUUCAGCAGCCAUGAGAUUUCUCUUCCUGAUUUUCGUUGUGACGCCCGUGCUGGCAACGGGAUUCCACGUCCGGGAGCGUAGACAAGCGCAGCAGUUAGCGCCCAAUUAUCGAGCCUACAAUCAGGCACCGGCGGCGAUCAAGCAGAUACUGGCCGCGCAGCAGUAUCGCGAUCCGAUCGUCCAUCUUCCGCCGCAACCGGUGCCGAAUCUGGCGCCCGCGUCGCCCAUCGAGCCCCAAGUGCUGCAGCAGAACCAGAUUUCCCAAUAUCGACCGAACAUACAAGUAGGCCAGGCGCCUCAGCAGCCGACCUACAAGCAGAUUCCUGUGAGACCAGCCCAGUACAGUCCGCCACCCGCCGCUCAGCAACAAUACAACCCGCAAUACCGCUCCAAUUAUGCGCCGCAGCAGCAGCCGCAGCCGCGACCACUGUCGCUUCCGCAGCAGCAGCAGGCCGUCCAGCCCAAUUAUCAGUAUUCCAGAAAUCUGCCGCCGGAGCUCCAACAGCUCGUGCAGAUCCAGCAGAACCUGCCUAAUGCGAUCCCGCAAGGACAACGUCAAGGAUAAUCUGCCUAAUUAGGACGUCGGGACGGGCGACGAUAUCCGUAAGACAUCGGGCGGUUCCCUUUUCACCGCAGCAUCGAUCCUUCCUUUUCCAGCGUCAUCGAUCAUCCCUAACGUGUCAUUUCAUUCAUUCAUCAGAUUUUACAAUGGAUGCACUCUAUACGUAAUCUCUACGUAAAGAUACUUUUCAUUCUUUCCCUAAGUGAAUAUUUUAUUACAGUCUGUAUGUUGAUUUUUUGUUACAAAUUUAGUCUCUGUUUCAGUUUUUAUUUUAACAAUAAAAAAAAAAAUAUUAAUUUUUGCUAAAAGUUAUAGCCCUAUAAAAAUUCUCGCUACAUUUUACAUUCAAUUUAACAUUUAAUUUCACUUUCACUUCACGCAUCAUUUCGUUCGUUUCACAAUCGCAUCGAGAGUUUCAUAGCGACAUAAAUUAUGAUAAUGUGUAUCAUUAUGAGGAUUGUAGGAAGAAAAUUUGUAUAAAUAAAUUUCAUUCGAAUUCCUCUCGACCUAGAAA
Molecule: messenger RNA, 1132 nt
Organism: Monomorium pharaonis (pharaoh ant)
Lineage: Eukaryota; Metazoa; Arthropoda; Insecta; Hymenoptera; Formicidae
Product: glutenin, low molecular weight subunit
Exons: 3
Coding region: 67-621 (184 amino acids)
Source: RefSeq, a predicted model, not a curated record